AUGAAGUGGCCUAUUUGUGGACCAAAAUUAUCUUUAUGCUGUUCGAUUAUAUCAGUAUGGGGCAUAAUACAAUUUAUAUUAUUGGGUAUAUUUUUUUUUAUUCAAUCAGCUCCAUUAAUAGAUGAUUUCGAAUUUGAAAAGAAGAAUGCAACGGACAUACUAGUAUUUGAAGAAGGUCUUAAAGAAGCUUUUCAUCAACGUGCUUAUAAUUGUUGGGUUGCAGCAUUUCUUUAUGUUGGUUUAUUAAUAUUUGCUGGUAUACAAUUUAAGACUCAUUUAAAACAAUCAUCAACACCUAACGUUCCUCCAUCUAUUACAUCACCAUUUCUCGGUGUUACAACAGACAUGACAGAUCGUACUCAACAAUAUGGAAUACAAUAUACUAAUGAUCAUAGUGAAACAUAA
This is a messenger RNA of Rotaria sp. Silwood1, 405 nucleotides long. The record is from the annotation of a GenBank genome assembly. NCBI's taxonomy places the organism in Eukaryota, Metazoa, Rotifera, Eurotatoria, Philodinida, Philodinidae.